AUGUGCGACAGGAAGGCGGUGAUCAAAAAUGCAGACAUGUCGGAAGAGAUUCAACAGGACUCGGCGGAGUGCGCUACUCAGGCAUUGGAGAAGUAUGACGUAGAGAACCGGAACUUCGGUAGUUAUGUGACACAUGAGACCAAACACUCCAUCUACUUCUACCUGGGUCAGGUGGCCACUCUUCCGUUCAAAUCUGGUUAAUAGCGUGGACUGUGCCAAACACCCAGUGAUCCAUCCAAAAACAAGGACUGCAUCCUAAACUCCAAAUACCAGAGACUGAAUCUUCAGCCUUGCUAAGGGAUCACCUCGUUUGAAUCUGUUGUGUUUUGUACAGGGCACCAUUCUCCGUACACGUUUGUGGUUAUAAAAUUAGUAAAACAGCUUACAUUUGUAUUUAUUUUCUAGUCCAUACUUCUGUACCCCCAUUUUUUCUCCCUUAGGUUAUCCCUUUAAAAUAAAUCUGUUGGAGAUGUAAAA
Messenger RNA from Rattus rattus (black rat), 477 nucleotides. RefSeq names its product dynein light chain 1, cytoplasmic-like. Lineage: Eukaryota; Metazoa; Chordata; Mammalia; Rodentia; Muridae. Gene Ontology annotation, biological process: cilium assembly; microtubule-based process. Gene Ontology annotation, molecular function: dynein intermediate chain binding; dynein light intermediate chain binding. The record is from RefSeq and is a predicted model, not a curated record. The transcript has a single exon. Gene Ontology annotation, cellular component: cytoplasmic dynein complex. The coding region runs from base 1 to 201 and encodes 66 amino acids.